Messenger RNA from Centropristis striata (black sea bass), 1725 nucleotides. It is a transcript of the gene ggt1a, whose product is annotated as gamma-glutamyltransferase 1a. The record is from RefSeq and is a predicted model, not a curated record. Gene Ontology annotation, biological process: regulation of immune system process; glutathione catabolic process; regulation of inflammatory response. Gene Ontology annotation, cellular component: plasma membrane. The transcript is spliced from 12 exons. NCBI's taxonomy places the organism in Eukaryota, Metazoa, Chordata, Actinopteri, Perciformes, Serranidae. Gene Ontology annotation, molecular function: glutathione gamma-glutamate hydrolase. The coding region runs from base 1 to 1725 and encodes 574 amino acids.
AUGGUUGGGAAGUCCAUGAUUGCUGGUCUGGUGGUCCUUCUGGUGGCUGCAGUGAGCCUGUUCCUUGGGGUGUUCAUGGGCUUGGGGAAGAAAAACACACCUCCCCCCUCGGACUACUUCUACUCAAAGGCUGCUGUGGCUGCUGAUGCUGGAAAGUGUUCAGAAGUGGGGAGGGACAUUUUGAAGAAAAAUGGUUCCGCCGUGGAUGCUUCUAUCGCUGCCUUACUAUGUGUCGGCCUUUUGAACGCUCACAGCAUGGGCAUCGGAGGAGGGCUCUUCUUUGUAAUCUAUGACGCGACCACAGGGAAGGUGGAAACCAUUGAUGCGAGGGAGACAGCCCCCAUGAACGCCACUGAAGAUAUGUUUGGCAACAACACCAAGCUUUCUCGAACAGGUGGACUGUCCAUAGCCAUUCCCGGGGAGAUUCGUGGGUACGAGAUGGCCCACAAGAGACAUGGCAGGCUGCCAUGGAAGGACCUGUUUGAGCCCAGCAUUGCCUUGGCUCGAGAUGGCUUUCCUAUAGGAAAAGCUCUGGCUCAUGCCAUCUACAAGAGCAGAGAUUCCAUUCAAGGAGACGCCAACAUGUGUGAGGUGUUUUGUGAUUCUCAAAAAAAUAUACUGAAGGAAAAUGAUAUUAUUAGAUUUCCAAAGCUGGCCGACACAUACCAAAGAAUAGCAGAAGAGGGGCCUGAUGUGUUUUAUAAUGGCUCAAUGGCACGGAGCAUCGUCGAGGACAUCCAGGCGGCAGGAGGGAUUAUCACCCUGGAUGAUUUGUUGGAGUACCAGCCUGUGCUGAACGAGAACCCUCUCAAGCUGAACGUUGGGGAAUACACCAUGCAUGUCCCAGACGCCCCCUCCAGUGGCCCUGUGCUGGCACUCAUACUCAACAUAGUGGAUGGGUACAACUUCUCAGACACAAGUGUGUCUACAGCAGAGAAAAAGACUCUGACGUACCAUCGAAUCGUGGAGGCUUUUCGUUUUGCUUAUGCCAAGAGGAGCAGACUCGGGGACCCACGUUAUCUCAAUAUUACUGAUCUCAUCCUAAACAUGACCUCAGACUAUUUUGCUGACGGCAUAAGGAGUAAAAUCACAGACGACACCACUCACCCAGACAGCUACUAUGAGCCAGACUAUUUUGUCCCAGACAACCACGGGACGGCUCACCUGUCAGUCAUAGCUGAGGAUGGAAGCGCUGUGGCAGCUACCAGCACCAUUAACCUAUAUUUUGGUUCCAAAGUCAUGUCUCGAUCAACUGGAAUAAUUUUCAACGAUGAAAUGGACGACUUCAGCUCUCCGUACAUGACCAAUGGGUUUGGAAUCCCUCCUUCACCGAACAAUUUCAUUCAACCAGGCAAGAGGCCGCUGUCUUCCAUGUGUCCUACUAUCAUCUUUGACAAAGAAAACAAAGUGAAAAUGGUUGUAGGAGCGUCCGGGGGCACAAAAAUCACCACAGCUACUGCCUUAGUCAUCCUGAACUCCUUGUUCUUCAACUAUGAUCUAAAGAAAGCAGUGACUGAGCCACGAGUUCACAAUCAGCUCAACCCGAAUAUGACAGUAGUGGAGCAGGGCUUUGAAAAGAGUGUUCUGGAGGGUCUGGUCCAGAAGAACCACGUAACGCAGCUGCUGCCAACUCCAGACUCCGUGGUCCAAGCGGUGGUGCGGCAGGGAGAGCGCCUCUGUGCAGAGUCUGACCCCAGGAAAGGCGGCUAUCCAGCAGGAUACUGA